Aplysia californica (California sea hare) is the source of this 1771-nucleotide messenger RNA. RefSeq lists its product as uncharacterized. NCBI's taxonomy places the organism in Eukaryota, Metazoa, Mollusca, Gastropoda, Aplysiida, Aplysiidae. The coding region runs from base 116 to 1477 and encodes 453 amino acids. The record is from RefSeq and is a predicted model, not a curated record. The transcript is spliced from 2 exons.
AUGUAAUGAGGCAGACUGUCACAAAAUUAUCACAGAGUAUAUAGUGUUUUUGUCUGAUGAGCUCAGACAUGACUCUCAUUUAACUAAACAUAUUCUUCGUCGUUGCAUUGAGAGGAUGAAAGAAAAGGGUAUUGUUGCCCUUCACUUUUUCAGUGACGGCUGUAGCAGCCAGUAUAAAAGUAGGUACACCUUUCUGCAUCUGUCUCAGCUGCAGGAAGAAUACCAAAAUAUGACAAUCACCCGUCAUUUUUUUGGGUCCAACCACGGAAAGAGUCUGUGUGACUCAUGUGGUGGGGUGGUUAAGAAUGCCGCCACAAGGGCAGUACUUUCUGGAUCUCAUAUUAUCCAGAGUGCUGAACAGAUGUUCAACUUUUGUAACGAGCACCUCAGCAUUGCUCAAGACAGUACUUGUUGUCAUUUGGAGAGUGUACGGUCUUUUGAUCUUAUCAAUCCAAGUAACAUAGAACGUGUGGAAACUGGUUCACUUCAGCCAGUUAAGGGAACUCAAACUAUUCACAGUUUGCGUUUUCCGUCCACAGGGUCCUUAGAGACCAAGCUAUUAUCAUGCUUUUGUGAAGUCUGCCCCAUUGGGGAAAGGGGUGUGUGUGUAAAUGAACCUUUUACGGGAGAGUGGUGUCAGCAAAAGAUUGUGCGUGUGCGUAAACAAAAGAAAAAGAAAUCUGUCAGUCAAGCCGUUUUGCCUGUUGUCCCUGUCGUCCCUGUUCAGUGUGACAUUGUCCCUGUUCAGCGUGACAUUGGUGUAGCUGACUCAUCAUCAAGGGGUGUUUAUUUUGCCUCUUUGCGGGCCAAAUUAACCAAGUGCAACACAUUUGAGCAGUUGCAGUCUGUCUGUAGGUCAGCUUCAGCAGAGAUGUCUCUGUACCCAAUGCCAGUAGUGGCACCAAAACGAGUUAUAGAUGUCGGCAUUGUGGAUGCAAUUGCUUUGAGUCUUGUCCCCGACUACUUGAAGCCUUUACACCCUGUUCUCACCAUAGCCGAUGGGAACUGUGUUCCAAGAGCUUUUAGCCUCUUAGCCUUUGGUGACCAGGAUCACCACAAAGAACUUAGGUGUAGGAUAGUCAUGGAGCUUGCCUUGAACUCUUUUGAUUACUUGUGUCUGAGUUCCUCAGAUUUGAAUUUGUUACAUGUUCUCUCUGAUCACCACUGUGGUGAUAUCAAAGAAACCUUUGAAAGAGAGACUGUACACAUUGCCCGAAACUCUGUGUACAUGGGCAUGUGGCAGAUUAUGGCAGCUUCCAAUGUUCUGGGAGUGAAUGUUUUUUCAGCCUUUCCUCAGAAGAGUAUGAAAGUUUACCAGUCUUUUUUCUCCCGUAGACUAGUACCUCGGGGCACAGCAGUUGAUACUACCAUUGCUAUUUUGUGGUCUGCAACAAAAGAGCACAAUGAAUUAAUGUCUGAUGAGCACUGGACAGCAAAACCAUGUGGUCCCUCUUAUGGGGUUGACAAGGUUUGUUGACGUAGACUCUGACCUUUGUUAAAAUCUAUCAAAGAUCAUCAUGUACGGCAGAAAUAGCCCUUGAAGUAUUUUCAUCAUAUCUUGGAGACCACAAAAGAGCAUCGUUGUAUAAGUGGGAAAUUUUUAGAACAUUUUUACUCCGUAUUUCACUGUUUUAACAGUUGGUUUUUAUAUUCUCUUCUCGUCUCUUCCUGUUUCCUUAAAUUUAAAUUUGACAGGGGUUUUGUUGUGGCCCCCACAUUCCCUGUUGUAUCAGGUUUCAGCUGUUGCUUUAAUUUGCAACGUAUACCCUUU